AUAUAUUUAAAAACCAUUUCCAUAGCCACCGACCCAUUGGUUAUCAUUAACGGCGUGCGCAAUACAAAAGCCCUGACAGACCUACGCACUGAAGUGUGCAACGCCUACCCUGGUGACAGUAGACCAGCGCCAUGCGAUAAACCGUUAGUUAGGGUGCAGGUGUUUUACUCGCCAUUUAACGACAAGGCAAUCAUCUUUAUCAAACAAAACGCUCAAGGUGGUGCGACUGGUUUAUGGGACCUGAUGCUGCCCCAAGAUGGUCAAGUUAAAAAUUUGAUCGAGGUCGAUUUUGUGCCCUGGGGUCAGGCUAAACGUGAGCUGGUAGAAGGAAAGCAAGUGUAUACCUGUGCCAAUGGUGAUACCGAUUGUUUGGGCACCCGAGUGCACGCCUGCAUCGCCCGUAACCACGUGUCGCUGUACCAGAAUCACCACGAGUUCUUCAUGGUGGUGUGCACCGGUAACCAGGAUGAUUGGAAAACAAAUCCCCUGGGACACGUGAUCGCGUGCUCAAACACCAUACCCGACGCCCCCGACUAUCCCGAUGAGGGCGUGGGUCUGGUCAUAUGCGGCCAAAAGGACAACCCCGAUGGUAACGCCUACUUGGACGAGGUGCUCGCUGCGACCGAUACACAAUACGGUGGUAUUGCUGAUGGCUGCUCAGAGGCCAUCUUGGGGCAGCAUCAGGUCCCA
This is a messenger RNA of Oppiella nova, 690 nucleotides long. The record is from the annotation of a GenBank genome assembly. Lineage: Eukaryota; Metazoa; Arthropoda; Arachnida; Sarcoptiformes; Oppiidae.